AUGGUCAAAGAAGACGGAGCGACAGAUACUGCGCUGCCACUGAGCGAGAUCCCCCUGCAAUCACCACCGCCGCCUGACGGUGGUUUUGAGGCAUGGGCCCAAGUGGCAUCAGGACAUCUGAUUUUAGCCCUUACCUGGGGUUACGUUUCGAGCUUUGGUGUCUUUCAGAGUUACUAUGAAACUACACUCCCUCAGUCGGCAUCCGAUAUCUCCUGGAUCGGAGGCGUUCAAGUGUUUAGCCUUUUGUUCAUUUCAACCCUGUCGGGACGGGCCACGGAUGCUGGCUUUGCCCGGCCAAUGAUACUGACCGGGUCGAUCUUCAUGCUUGUGGGCACGUUUAUGACCAGCUUAGCGACCACAUACUGGCAACUCUUUCUCGCACAGGGCGUAUGCAUCGGGAUCGGUCAGGGGCUAAUGUGGUUGCCCAGUGUGACGGUGAUUUCCACAUAUUUCGCUAAGAAACGAGUAUUCGCUGUGACCACUGCGGCUACGGGGACCAGCACGGGUGGAAUGAUAUUCCCUGCAGUGAUUCAGCAUUUGACCCCGAAGAUAGGGUUUCCGUGGGCUGUCCGCUGCAUGGGGUUGAUCGUCCUCGUUAUGGUUAUCCUGAUCAAUCUGCUUGUGCGCACUCGGCUUCCACCCCGCAAGUCCGGCCCAUUGAUCGAAUGGACCGCGUUCAAGGACACCUCUUACAUGCUCUUCACGUUCGGGGUCUUCCUCUUGUAUUGGACGCUGUACUUUGCUUUUUUCUAUGUGAGAAGCUCCGUACUUCGGGACUGGUUGGCGAUUUUGACUGAUUUCUUCCAGAUCCAAGUCUACGCUACCGACGAGCUGGGUCUCUCGCAGGCGGCCGGGGUCAACCUUAUCAUUAUCAUCAAUGCAGCCGGCAUGAUGAUUCGCGCUCCCUGCGGAUAUCUUGCUGACCGAUGGAUCGGCCCACUAAACAGCCUCAUCCCAUGGGUUGCCCUCUGCGGGAUCUUGAUUUACUGCUGGGCUGCCGUACACAGCGUCGCUGAGUUGUAUGUCUUUGCAGUGUUCUACGGUCUUGCGUCCGCCGCGGCCAUGGGUCUGUUUGCCGGCACCGUGCCGUCAUUGACCAAGGACAUCAGCAAGAUAGGUACUCGAGUCGGCAUGGUGUUGACCCUGACCAGUAUCGGGCCUCUCACAGGGCCAUCGGUAGCUGGGGCGUUGAUUGCGGACGCCGGAGGAAAUUACUUGCCAGCGCAGAUCUGGGCAGGCACGUCAUUGCUGGUUGCGACGGCUGCCUUGAUCGCUGCCAGGGUUUUGGCCUCGGGAUGGCAGUUCCGUGUGAAGAUGUGA
Molecule: messenger RNA, 1320 nt
Organism: Aspergillus bombycis
Lineage: Eukaryota; Fungi; Ascomycota; Eurotiomycetes; Eurotiales; Aspergillaceae
Product: MFS monocarboxylate transporter
Exons: 2
Coding region: 1-1320 (439 amino acids)
Biological process (GO): transmembrane transport
Cellular component (GO): fungal-type vacuole membrane
Molecular function (GO): transmembrane transporter activity
Source: RefSeq, a predicted model, not a curated record